GAAAUGGUCGGGCAGCAGCAAUUAGAUCAAAUUAUUGUAUCUCAAAGGAAACAGGAAUUUAUUAUUUUGAGAUUGACAUUUUAGAAGGUGGAGAAGGAAAUUUAAUAUCAAUUGGUGUUGCAACGCCGCACUUUAGUCUUAGAAGACAUGUAGGAUACGCCAGCUCAUCAUAUAAUCUUGAAAGAUUAUACCCAGCUGUUGGAAUGAGAUGUAAGAAUGCUCGGGUGGAAGCAAAUUUUGGAAAUAGGCCUUUCAAAUUUGAUAUCAAACUAUAUGCAAAG
Molecule: messenger RNA, 281 nt
Organism: Scutellospora calospora
Lineage: Eukaryota; Fungi; Glomeromycota; Glomeromycetes; Diversisporales; Gigasporaceae
Source: the annotation of a GenBank genome assembly